Messenger RNA from Notechis scutatus (mainland tiger snake), 2033 nucleotides. RefSeq names its product 5'-nucleotidase domain containing 1 (gene NT5DC1). NCBI's taxonomy places the organism in Eukaryota, Metazoa, Chordata, Lepidosauria, Squamata, Elapidae. Gene Ontology annotation, molecular function: 5'-nucleotidase activity. The record is from RefSeq and is a predicted model, not a curated record.
UAGUAUACUUCUGAAUUUUGGUUGUGAAUACGAACAAGAAGACACCAGUGGUCUACUUGGGUAAAUUUGGCAGAUAGAAACAAGCUAAGCUUCAAGGGUCUUGUUCCAAUUUUCAACUACUCUGAAGUGGAAAAAUAUGAGGUAUAGCUUAUCUGAAAGGUCUGUCAUGAAUAGAGGGCUAUGCAUCCCGCCCAAUGCACCGUUUACUCCAGCAAUGAACAUUUAAAUCCGGUUCUGCUUGCAAAUGAAACCCUGACCAGCGUUUCAGCUACUUUCUCUUCCAGAACUCGCGGAGUUCGUGCUAGUUGGAAGUAAUACGAUCAGCUCAACUCUAGCUCUGAAUGCCAUCGCCGGUUCUCUAGCUUCCAGGCCUUGGAGGAAAGGAAAGGUGAGGCGAAGCAAGACGAGAGAUCAGCCUCUGCAGGAAACGGCCGCUGCCGUCGCAUCACCAGUUAUUCACGCAGAGCCGGAGCUGCAGUUUCCUCGCGGAACGCGGGAAGGAAACCGCGCGCUUGCUAGUUCCCGCCGCCACUGCCGCUGCCGCCAUGGCCCAGUUCUUCUCGCUGGCCGAUUGCGAAGUGAUCGGCUUCGAUCUGGAUCACACGCUGUGUCGCUACAACCUGGUGGAGAGCGCCCGGCUUAUAUAUGACAGCUUCGCUCAGUACAUGGUGAAACAAAAAGGAUACGAUAAGGAACUUCUGGAUGUGAUGCCUGAAAACUGGGAUUUCUGCUGCAAGGGCUUGGUGCUGGACCUGGAAGAAGGGAACUUUCUUAAACUUGCAGAUAAUGGAACCAUUCUGAGGGCAAGUCAUGGCACAAAACAUAUGACCUCUGGAGAGAUCUUGGAGAAGUAUGAAAGGAGGGAGUGGAAACACUUUAAGACAAUGAGUGGAAUGGUUUCUCGUUCAGCUAAAUAUUAUGCCUAUGACAAUUACUUUGAUCUGCCUGGAUCACUUCUUUGUGGACGGAUUGUGGAUGGUUUAGACAAACACAGCCCUAGGAGAAAAUAUGACUUCUGGAAGGAUAUGGUUGGUGCCAUACAGCAUAAUUAUAAAACGUCAGCUUUUAAAGAAAACUGUGGGAUGUACUUUCCUGAAGUGAAAAGCAACCCAGGAAAAUAUAUACGGUCUUGUCCUGAUUCUGUCAAAAAAUGGUUAAGAAGAUUGAAGGAGAGUGGAAAGAUUCUGCUAUUAAUUACUAGCUCUCAUUCUGACUAUUGCAGACUAUUAUGCGAGUACAUUUUAGGGAAUGAUUUUGAAGAUCUUUUUGACAUUAUAAUCACAAAUGCCCUGAAACCUGGUUUCUUUUCUCGGACACCAACUCAAAGACCUUUCCGGAGUCUGGAGAAUGAUGAAGAACAAGAAGCUCUCCCAACCCUGGACAAACCUGGCUGGUAUUCCCAAGGUAACUCAACCCAUUUGUGUGAGUUGCUGAAGAAGAUGACUGGCAAAGUAGAACCAAAGGUCGUUUACUUUGGUGAUAGCAUGCACUCAGAUAUCUUCUCAGCUCAUCACUAUUGUAACUGGGAGACUGUCCUUGUUUUAGAAGAGCUUGGAGGAGAUGGUGCUUUGGUACUUACAGAGUCAAGGUCCGAACCCUUAGAGAAGAAGGGAAAGUAUGAGGGACGUCAACCCAAAGCACUCCAUUCCAUUUCUAAACAGUGGGGUUCUUUCUUUGUGGAUACUAUUUCAGGAAAAGAAAAUGAAGAGGAAAUCUUAGUAAAUACGUGGUCUUGCAAAUCUGUUCAUACUUAUAGCACAAUUACAAUCCCAAGUAUUGAAGCCAUAGCAGAUUUACCACUGGAUUAUCAAUUUUCUAGAUUUUCUUCAAAUAGCUCAAUAACUACUGGUUUCUACCCCAAACCUCCAAAGUCUUUAUCAGGUUUUGAGUGAAUGGCAACCAAAUAAAACAUCUUUCAAGAAAAGCAAAUCUGAAUUUUCAUCAUGCUUAAGCAGAAAUGUUAGAAGCUACUGAGAAUCAUGUAAAUUAAAUACCAUAUCAAUUCAAAAGACAUUUUGGAAAGGACCUAACCA